Andrographis paniculata is the source of this 1110-nucleotide messenger RNA. RefSeq lists its product as uncharacterized. The record is from RefSeq and is a predicted model, not a curated record. The transcript has 6 exons. The coding region runs from base 1 to 1110 and encodes 369 amino acids. Lineage: Eukaryota; Viridiplantae; Streptophyta; Magnoliopsida; Lamiales; Acanthaceae.
AUGACACCUGAUCAUCGCCUUUCACAUUCCUUCCAACCUAUCACCUCAUCCCCUCCUAUAUUUACCGUUGAUGGCACCUCCAUGCGCAUUAUCCAUAAUGGCCAUAUCUCGUCCCCUCACCUUGAUGAUGUUUAUGUCAUUCCCAAAUUAGCCCUAAACCUUGCGUCUAUCUGUCAGUUGGUUGAGUGGGGUCUUACUUUAAUUUUCUCUUCUAAUGGUGUGCAGCUUCAGGACACGCAGACGGGUCAGACACUUGGGACGGAUUGGUUUUCGGAUGAUGCUGCUUUUACUGCUGUUUAUAAUAUUAACCGUUUGUCAUCCUCUGUCCUUCAGGAUACCACCCCUUAUGAGAGGCUCUUCCUCCACACACCUGAUUACUCUCAUCUUCAUCAUUUUGGUUGUUCAGAGUCCCUAUUCUUUGUCUUGGAUUCCUCUUCUCCUUCUGCAGAUCCCGAACCCUUGUUUGUUUCUGAUGGUCUAUAUGUUGUUGAUCCACCACCAGCUGACCCCUUUGUGUUUCCUGAGUCUGUGACCGAUACUUCGGAAGCUCCAGUUCCUGCCGCUAGUGAUCGACAAUCCACCCGUGUAAGUCUCCCCCCGCUUAUUUACUUGAUUGUCAUUGCCAUUGUAUCUCACCAUGAACCCAAGACCUUUCGUGAGGCAAACUGUGUACAAGAAACUCACUCUGAUGGUUUUGUUGAGCACUACAAGGCUCGCCUUGUAGCCAAGGAUUUCUCGCAGGAGUACAACAUUGAUUAUGAGGAGACAUUUGCUCUCGUUGCUCACUUGACAUGUGAAGUCUACAUGACUCCUCCACCUAGUUCAGAUUUUUCAGGGAAGGGUACACUUUUACAUGGUCUUCACUUUUAUGCAAACUCUCUAUUGCUCCUUGCUGGUUUUUCUGAUGCUGAUUGGGUAGGUGAUCCCACCGAUUGUCACUCCAUCACAAGUUAUUGCUUUUUCUUGGGGAAUUCCCUUGUUUCUUGGCGUUGUAGAAAACAGACACUUGUUUCUCGCUUUAGUGCAAAGUCUGAAUAUCGUGCCCUUGCGGAUUCAACUUCAGAGCUUCUUUGGCUUUGUCGGCUUCUUACUGAUCUCAGGGUUCCUUAA